AUGAAUGAUAAUGUUAUAGGAGAAUAUGAAUAACUUGAAUUUGAUAGUGAAUCUCAUGAUUCAAAAUUGAUACCUCAACCACAUCAAUAUGUAGAAGAAAAUUUAGAAGACAUAAUAAAAUAAUAACCUAUAUUUUUUGAAUAAGAAAUUCAAUCUGGAAAUUUUAAUUUGUUAAUAUUACAUACACCUGAAAAUUUAGAUGAAUUAGAUUCAACAGGAUAUGCAUUAAUUCAUCAUGCAAUUUCAUUUGAAAGAAUGGAUAUUAUUAAAUACUUACUUUUGAAAGGUGCAAAUCCUUCAAAUAAAUCAUAAAUUGAAUAAAGUUGUUUAAUGAUGGCUUGUCAUUUUGGAAACUAAGAAUUGGUUAAACUUUUUAUAGAAUUAGGAAAUAAGAUUAAUGAAAUUGAUAAUUUAUAAUUUACUCCUUUGCUUUAUGCAAUAAAAUGUAACUAAUAAUUAAUUGCACUCUAUUUAAUUGCUCUAUAAGCUAAUACAGAUGUAAAAGAUAAUGCUGGAUGUACUAUUAUGCAUUGGGCUGCUUAUACAAAUGAUGUCUAUAUGUUAAAAUAUUUUGAAGGUGAUAAAACAUAUAAUUAAUUGGAUUCUAAAGGUAAAACUCCAUUAAUGAGAGCUAUUUCAAAUUAUUCAAAUGAUGCAGUUGAAUAUUUAAUUAGGACAUAUCCAGAUAUUAUGCCAAAUAAAGAAAUGGAUUUAAAAACUUAAGCAAUAAAAAAAAUAGUAGAAAAUGUGAAAUACUAAGAAUUUAUAAAAUAACAUAAUACAAGAUUAGUAUAAUAUAUAACAAUGGGUAUAAUUUAUUUAAUAAUUGGAAUUCUUGUUGGAUGUAAUUUUUGGAGAUUAAAAAAUGAUGAUAUUUAUGGAUAUAGUAUUUCUUUAAUAUCCUUAAUUUUAACACUUUACAGUUUAUUUUAUUGCAUAAUAUUUUUAUCUAAAACUACUAAUAGACAAGAUGAAGGCAAAAAAAUAUCUAAAAGUUUAGGACAUCCUAAAAUAAGUUAUGAAUGUCAUCAUAAAAAUGAUGGUUAACAUAGACAUCAUAUAUUAGAAGAAGAAAUAAAUAUAGAUGAAAUUUAAGAUGAUUUAGAAAAUAAUAAUUAAUAAAAUCAAUCAGAAUUGUUGAGAGCAGUAAAAUUACAUUUUGAAAAAGAUGAAUAAUUUAUUAAUUUUGAUAUAUCUAGAACUUGUCCUAAAUGUAAAAUCAUUUAAAAAGCAUAAGUGUAUCAUUGUGAUCAUUGUAAUUAAUGUGUAAAAUAUAAUCUCAUUUAUUUAGGUAAAAGGAUUUCAAUUUCAUUCAAUCUAUUUGAAUAAAUGCAUAAAUAAUACAAAUCAUUUUUUUUAUGUCAUUUUAUUAUUAUCAUACUUUAUAACCUUUAUAACUAAUGUUUAUGCAACAUUUUAUACAUUAUCUGAUAAUCAAAUCAGUAUAACUUUAUUAUAUUUCUUACCUGUGUUUUCAAAUAUUAGUACUAUAGAAUUACUAGCAUAUUAUGGGAUGAUAUUUGGUAUAUAUAUUAUAUCAAUCAAUUUAAUAUUAUAGGUAAUACUUAUUAAAAUAUUUAGAUUGUAUGUGUUUUUUGUAAUAUGACUGAACAUGAAUUAAUGAACACUGAAUAAUAUAAAUAUCUUUAUGAACUUGUACUAAUUAAUGAAUUUUAUUUCAUGAAACUAAGAAAAAUUGGUGAUAUAUUUGAAAAUGUAAAAUCUUACAUUUGGAAUCAAUAUAAUGAAUUAAGAAUCUUGUGA
Paramecium pentaurelia is the source of this 1764-nucleotide messenger RNA. The record is from the annotation of a GenBank genome assembly. NCBI's taxonomy places the organism in Eukaryota, Ciliophora, Oligohymenophorea, Peniculida, Parameciidae.